CAAAAGCCGAAAGCGAGGAGGCCCCGGGCCGCACACACCGCAGUGCACGGGGCAACCCUGUCGGCAGGCAGCAUGGGGAAGGGGGGGAACCAGGGCGAGGGGGCCACCGAGCGCGAGGCGCCGAUGCCUGCCUUCCGCUGGGAGGAGAUUCAGAAGCACAACCUGCGCACGGACCAGUGGCUCGUCAUCGACCGCAAGGUCUACAACAUCACCGAAUGGUCACACCGGCACCCGGGGGGCCACCGGGUCAUCGGGCACUACGCAGGGGAAGAUGCUACGGAUGUCUUCCUGGCCUUCCAUCGCAACCUUGAUUUCGUGCGCAAGUUCAUGAAGCCCCUGCUGAUUGGCGAGCUGGCCCCUGAGGAGCCCAGCCAGGACCACAGCAAGAAUUCCCAGAUCACUGAGGACUUCCGGGCGCUGAGGAAGACGGCUGAGGACAUGAACCUCUUCAAGAGCAGCCACCUGUUCUUCCUUCUCUACCUGGCCCACAUCAUCGUCAUGGAGAGCAUCGCCUGGUUCACCAUCUUUUACUUUGGCAACGGCUGGAUUCCAACCGUCUUUACGGCCUUCGUCCUCGCUACCUCUCAGGCCCAAGCUGGAUGGCUGCAACACGAUUACGGCCACCUCUCUGUUUACAAGAAGUCCACGUGGAACCACAUAGCCCACAAGUUCAUGAUUGGUCACUUAAAGGGUGCUUCUGCCAACUGGUGGAACCAUCGCCACUUCCAGCACCACGCCAAGCCCAACAUCUUCCACAAGGACCCGGAUGUGAACAUGCUGCAUGUGUUUGUCCUGGGUAAAUGGCAGCCCAUUGAGUACGGCAAGAAGAAGCUGAAAUACCUGCCUUACAACCACCAGCACGAGUACUUCUUCCUGAUUGGGCCACCGCUGCUCAUCCCCCUAUACUUCCAGUACCAGAUCAUCAUGUCCAUGAUCGUUCACAGAGACUGGGUGGACCUGGCCUGGGCCAUCAGCUACUAUGCCCGUUUCUUCAUCACCUACAUCCCUUUUUAUGGUGUCCUGGGGGCCAUCAUUUUCCUCAACUUCAUCAGGUUCCUGGAGAGCCACUGGUUUGUGUGGGUCACGCAGAUGAACCACAUCGUCAUGGAGAUUGACCAGGAGCCCUACCGUGACUGGUUCAGCAGCCAGCUGGUAGCCACCUGCAACGUGGAGCAGUCCUUCUUCAAUGACUGGUUCAGCGGCCACCUCAACUUCCAGAUCGAGCACCACCUCUUCCCCACCAUGCCCCGGCACAACCUGCACAAGGUCGCCCCGCUGGUGAGGUCCCUGUGCGCCAAGCAUGGCAUUGAGUACCAGCAGAAGCCGCUGCUGCAGGCCCUGCAGGACAUCAUCAGGUCCCUGAGGCAGUCUGGGCAGCUGUGGCUGGACGCCUACCUCCACAAAUGAAGCUGCAGCCCUCCGGGUGCCCAUGGGGAAGGGGGACCAGAUGUCAGCUCCAGGAAGGCAGGGAUGUCAGCCUGUUUUGCUCACUGAUAUAUCUGUAGCACCAAGGACAGGGCCUGGGCCUAUGGUAGGUGCUCCCUAAACCCUGGCUACGUGGGCGGACCCUGGGAAGGGAGGUCACGGGCUGAGGGCAGAAAGGCUGAUCGGAAAGGCCUUGGAUGCCAGCUUCUACAGAGGCGCCCACGUGAGCUCAGAGAGCCAGGUGGGUGCUCAGGACGGGGCUGACCAGGCCCAGGGUGGGCAGGGGCCCCCAGGGAGCCACCGUGAGCAAAGGACCCUUACCCGAUGAUGUCCACCAGGGCGGUGAGGAAGGGCUUCACCUCGUAGCUGAGGCCGUGCUUGGCGCACAGGGCCUUGACCAGCGGGGCCACCCUGCGGUAGUUGUGCCUCGGCAUCGUGGGGAAGAGGCUGGGGGCGGGGAGGGCGUGAGCCGGCACCCCCCCCACCCAUCGCCCCCGGGCCCCGCUCACCACCCCUCCCGGGCCCUCCAGGAAAUCCAGGGCUCACGUCUCGGCCUCCCUGGGGGAAGACUGGACAGAGAGGCUCAGGCCUCACUCCCACCCCCGUGGGCCCCCGGGCCCGCGCUCACUGGUGCUCAAUCUGGAAGUUGAGGUGUCCGCUGAACCAGUCCAGGAAGGCGGAGGGCUCCACGUUGCAGGUGGCCGCCAGCUGCCAGGAGCGGGCGGGGCACACGUGAGGGGGCCGACACGGAGCCCGACCCCGCGGCAGCCCCGUCAGCGCCCCCCUGCCUCUCCGCUGGGGCCCGCCUCUGCUCCCCACCUGAGAGCUGGCCCAGUCCCGGUGCUUCUCGUGGCCGAUCUCCUUGGGGAUAUGGUUCAUCUGGGUGAUCCACACGAACCAGUGGCUCUCCAGGACCCUGUGAGGGGAGGCCCAGGCGCUACCCCGCGUCCAGCUGACCACGCAGACCUGGGCCUCGGCUUCCCCAUCUGUGCUACGGGAUUGCGGCAACCCCUCCCCGCUAGUGUUUAAAGCAGCUGAGUGGUGCAGGGGCCAUUGCCAGGCUGCCAGAGUUGCCCUACUCAAGACGGGGGACACCCCCGGGGCCGCUUCCCUGAGGCCUGCCACUCCCAGGAUCUUGCCACUCGACAGCCCAGGGAGACAGUACUGUCCCCGUUCUGCAGAUGGGGACGUGGAGGGCUGAGGUCAGGGGCCCCUGCCGCCCGUGUGUGAGCUCCCCACACCCCGCCAUGCCAAACCUGGCCAUACCUGACAGCCACAAAGAGGAACAGCGCCCCAGGAACACCGUAGAAGGGAAUGUAGGAAAAGAGGAAGCGGGCGUAGAAGCUGGCGGCCCAGAGCAAGUCCUGUAGAGGAGGGAGGAGGAGGGCAGAGGCCUCGAGGCAGCCGGGAAGGGGAGCUGGGUCACCCUGGACGGCACGUCACCGCCCCUCUCUGGGCCUGGGUGUCUCAGCCAGGUAAGUGGGUAGGAUCCCUGCCCUGCCAGCCUCAGGGGGCUGACCACGGAGGUGAAGGUGCUGUGCAGGGGUGCGGGCUGAGGUAAGCCUUGCCCGGGAAGACAAAUGCCUGGCAGAAGGGGCCCAGUGGAUCCCUAGCCCCAGGGAGGACACCCCACCGUGAGAGCCCCACAGCACGCCCUGUGCAUACGCCCGCUCUCCCCCUGCAACCACACACAGGCACACACUCACGCCCCCUGCGCGGGUGCACACGCCUACCGCACCAUCACAGGCACACCUGUUUGCGCUGGUUGAAAGGGGCUGCCCCCUGACGCCCCACCUCCUGCCACCACAGCUGUACGCCCAGGGGACCCGAACGGGGCCCCCACUCACCAUCCACUGCAUGCACACCAGCAUGUACGCCAGGUUUUCCACCUCGAAGUUCACCAGGGUGAGCAGCGGCGGGCCGACUGCAAGGA
Molecule: messenger RNA, 3358 nt
Organism: Lagenorhynchus albirostris (white-beaked dolphin)
Lineage: Eukaryota; Metazoa; Chordata; Mammalia; Artiodactyla; Delphinidae
Gene: FADS2
Product: fatty acid desaturase 2
Exons: 13
Coding region: 73-1407 (444 amino acids)
Biological process (GO): lipid metabolic process
Cellular component (GO): membrane
Molecular function (GO): oxidoreductase activity, acting on paired donors, with oxidation of a pair of donors resulting in the reduction of molecular oxygen to two molecules of water
Source: RefSeq, a predicted model, not a curated record